Messenger RNA from Candidozyma pseudohaemuli, 1902 nucleotides. RefSeq lists its product as uncharacterized. The record is from RefSeq and is a predicted model, not a curated record. NCBI's taxonomy places the organism in Eukaryota, Fungi, Ascomycota, Pichiomycetes, Serinales, Metschnikowiaceae. The coding region runs from base 1 to 1902 and encodes 633 amino acids. The transcript has a single exon.
AUGACAGAAGUUUCCGGCUACUGCCGAAGAGUGUCCUUUAACAAUGUCCACCCGGACGACGAGGCGUCCCUGCGCUUCUACAACUACUCCUUCAACGAGCCCGUGCUGCCGACUGAGCCCCGACUCUUCAACUACUCGUUUUCCCACAAACGGGCUCGCCUUCCUGAACCGCCUUCCAAGCUGAUCUUGAAGAACAGGCUCUCGCAGCAGCAGCUCACCGAUAACCUCGCGCGUGCCCGCUCCUUGGGCGUGUCCUACCACGAUAUCAAUGACUUGGUGGACUGUCCUCCGGAAACGGUGCCUCGCCUGGAACUAGCCAUAGUCUGUGACGACGACGAUGACGACGAUAAGCUGCCGCGUGGGCUGGUGGCCGAGCUCAGUGCGUUCGGCCGCCGCAAGUCCUACUCUGGCAUGACCGACGAGGAGCUCAUGGCCCUCGACCCGCAGUUCAACACCCCAAAGCUGUCGGACAUCAACUCCUUCAAGUUCGACUCCCAGCAGACAUACUACAGAAACAGCCCCCGCCGCUCGUCCGUGGCCCCGCCCGUCAUAUCCAAGCAGGUGAUCUACCCGCUGUCCAACGAGAACAACUACCCCUCCAUCUCUCUCACCACCAAGCACGAAGACUACGACCACAACAUCCUGACCGCCCGCAAGCUCUUGACCGUGUUGUCGGGCCGCAAGCACACUUGGAACUCGCUAGACUGGCUCUUGCAGACCCAAAAGACAUCCGACAUCGGCUUUCUCCAGAACGGCGACUACUUGAUCGUGGCCGCAUUGGUGCCCCUCAAGUACUUCAACGCCAAUACCCAGCGUAAAAAAAAUGCUCUUGAAGAUCGUCUCUACAAGAAAUGCGAGCACUUGCUCAAUUACAUUUUGCAGUCGCUCCCUGACCAGCUGCUCUGCCUCAAAGUGACUGUGGAGUUCAUCAUCGAUGUCGCCCCAGCUGAUCCCAUGACGCUCGGCGGCAAAAAGGCUCCGCCCGUGGGCACAAAGUUCAUGCUAGACCACAUCUUCAAGCAGUACCUGCCCAAUUUGGUGAUUUUGGGUAACAAAAGCACAAACCUCAAUUUCAAGUACCCAAUGCGUAAGACCAAGGUGAGUCUGUCAAUGUCGUCUGGGUCCACACCCACCAAUGGCCUUGCCCUUUCAAAGUUUGCGCUGGCUCCUCAGAUGUCCUCCAACGACGAUCACGAAAUGUAUCUCAUUAAAUUGAGUUCCUACGUCAUCAAGUACUCGCCUGUGCCUGUUAUCGUUGUGGGAACGCUGAACACGAUGAUGCGCAAGAACGAGAAACCACUGUUGGUGACAUUCUCAGACCACACCCGCGGGGUGAAAAGCCAAUUGGAGAUGCCAUCGCAGAACUUAAGGAAAAACUCUGCAACUUCAACUGCAUCGAUUGAGUCAUAUGCGGGCCAACAGCCGGAUGAUACCAGCUUGUGCUCGCUGACAGAGUCCCUGCAGCAUAUCACCAUGGGUGAGAGGCUCAAUGAGAUUGAGACCUCGGGGUCGGAAUCGAAAUUUCAAGACAUGCUUGCCAUCAUUUCAACAAGUUCACUUAGGGAGCUGAAGGAUUAUCUCAGCAGCAUCAAUGACACUUCGAAGAAUCCCCCAACCAGACUCAACAACAAGGUGCAUGAGGCAUACCAGAGCUACCACCACUCACGUGGCAGUGGACACCCCGCUACACGUACAAUGUCCAACAGCAGCGGUGGCAAGCCAUACAAGGUGAAGAGCAUGAUCUCUUACAGUGAAGAAGAAGAGCGGAAGAACGAGAAGAAGCUCAAUGACAAGCGUCUCAAAAAGUCCAUUUCGCAAACCUCGUCUGGUCUGAGCAACGGUGACAAAAAGGUUAAGAAAAAGAAGUCAUUCUUGCAAAAGAUCGGAUUCAAAAAGUCAUGA